AUGUCGCUUCCUCUUCCGCAAACAUUCUCAAUGUUUGAGAAGCCGAAAGUUGCUGUGAUGGGCCUCCACAAACCUCUGGUAAUGGCUGUAGCGGUUGGUUUGCAAACCAAAAUGUGGGGUCGGGAUAGUGUACGACAGUGCGAGGGGCAGCGCGUAAUCAAGAGCUACUCCAAAGCAUCCAUAAUCAGCUUUCACAGCACUUCUGACCGUGGUCGCAUGUACACAGUGAGAACGACUUUGGGCCCAGCCUGUGAGGGUCGAAUUAAAAAAACAAAAGCAGUGUGUUGCCAAGAGGAAGCCAUAUUUGAUCCAUACUGUACAUUACUACCGCCAUGCUUGGGCCAACUCACUUGA
This is a messenger RNA of Colletotrichum abscissum, 354 nucleotides long. RefSeq lists its product as uncharacterized. Lineage: Eukaryota; Fungi; Ascomycota; Sordariomycetes; Glomerellales; Glomerellaceae. Bases 1 to 354 code for a protein of 117 amino acids. The record is from RefSeq and is a predicted model, not a curated record. The transcript has a single exon.